Messenger RNA from Morus notabilis, 1276 nucleotides. Its product is annotated as RHOMBOID-like protein 1. NCBI's taxonomy places the organism in Eukaryota, Viridiplantae, Streptophyta, Magnoliopsida, Rosales, Moraceae. Bases 1 to 939 code for a protein of 312 amino acids. The transcript is spliced from 6 exons. Gene Ontology annotation, molecular function: serine-type endopeptidase activity. The record is from RefSeq and is a predicted model, not a curated record. Gene Ontology annotation, cellular component: membrane. Gene Ontology annotation, biological process: proteolysis.
AUGGAGAGAGGCCGCCCAGCGCCGGCGAGCACCGUAGAGAUUAAGGUCCAUCCGCGGCGCGGCGACAACAGUGACCCUCCCGUGGGGUCACCUGGCAGAUUGGAGAAGAUGGGUGCUCUAGAAGUGUAUAAAGUGGUCCAUAGACACCAGGCAUGGCGCCUGAUCUCUUGUAUAUGGUUACAUGCUGGAGUUUUCCAUUUACUUGCCAAUAUGUUAAGUCUUCUUUUCAUUGGUAUUCGACUUGAGCAAGAAUUUGGGUUUGUUAGAAUCGGUUUGCUUUAUGUCUUAUCCGGUUUCGGCGGGAGUUUACUGUCAGCUCUUUUUAUUCAAAGUGGUAUAUCCGUUGGUGCCUCAGGUGCACUUUUUGGUCUAUUAGGAAGUAUGCUUUCAGAGCUCAUCACAAAUUGGACUAUAUAUGCAAAUAAGUUAGCAGCAUUGAUCACUCUCAUUGUCAUCAUUGUAUUAAAUUUAGCAGUGGGAGUCCUCCCACACGUUGACAACUUUGCUCAUAUCGGAGGAUUUGUUUCUGGAUUUCUUCUUGGAUUCGUAUUUUUGAUACGUCCCCAAUUUAGAUGGAUUAGCCAAAAAUAUGCUUCCUCAGGCCAUAGAGUUACUUCGGUUACUAAACACAAGACAUAUCAAUAUGCGCUGUGGAUUAUCUCUAUGGUUUUGUUGCUUCUUGGAUUUAUUCUUGGGCUGAUUAUGCUCCUUCAAGGGGUUGACUUAAAUGAUCAUUGUUCCUGGUGUCACUAUCUAAGUUGUGUCCCUACUUCACAUUGGAGUUGCAACUCACAGCGAGGUUUUUGUGAGAUGACUCAAACCAAAAAUCAGAUGAACAUGACAUGCCAAAGCAAUGGAAGAAGCAGCAUUUUUCAGUUAUCAGAUAGCAACCCUUCACAGGUUCAGGUUCAGGACUGGUGCCGUCAGCUUUGCAGUUAAACAUACGCGUAUAAACCGGACAUGACAUAAGGUUUCUUGCGCCCGUCUCAUUUUAAUUGAACCACCUGUUGUAUGUGCCUUAAAUUUCUGCAGACAGAAUUUCUUUCCUAUGUACCUACAAAGCAGUAGUUGUCAUAUUCAUUAUUCUUUCUUGCAAUGUUCUAAAAGCCCUUUAGCUCUGUAUUAUUGGUUCUAGUAGUAUCCUCGCAGCCCAUUUUCUCUGUAUCACUGUAUCCAAGCCCAAUCAAACUUCAUAUUAUAAACCAAAAUAGAUCCAAUUUACGCUAGGUUGACCUUGAGGCCCAAUGUUAGAAUGGACUCAAAAUGUUUGCAUUCA